Dufourea novaeangliae is the source of this 1714-nucleotide messenger RNA. RefSeq names its product cytochrome b5-related protein-like (gene Cyt-b5-r). The transcript is spliced from 6 exons. The coding region runs from base 114 to 1397 and encodes 427 amino acids. The record is from RefSeq and is a predicted model, not a curated record. Lineage: Eukaryota; Metazoa; Arthropoda; Insecta; Hymenoptera; Halictidae. Gene Ontology annotation, biological process: lipid metabolic process. Gene Ontology annotation, cellular component: mitochondrion.
CAUACUCAAGAAGUCCUCACGGACUUUAUAAACACGAAGAAUUACGUUUAUGGUGUCAAGUGCAUCGAGACAUUUAAUUUAUACGUUAAUAAGGAAGUGUGGUGAAAGGUAUCAUGGCGAAAAUUGAAAGCUCGAUAUCAGGUUUGGAACCUCUUCCUGGAAGAAAUGACGCAUUCCACACGCCGUAUGCGUUUCUCGAAGCAAGAAGAAAAAUAGAUGGUGCGGAAAGUUUAUGGAGGAUCGGAAAUAACAUAUAUGAUCUGGAAGCUUUUUCUAAGUAUCAUCCCGGAGGAGAAGAAUGGAUUCGUCUUACUAAAGGCACUGACAUAACAGAACUUUUCGAGUCGCACCAUUUGACUGAUACGGCCACAAAACUUCUACCCAAAUAUUUUAUAAGGAAGGCAGUUUCUUCACGGUCGGUGCCAUUAACAUUCAAACCGGAUGGAUUCUUUCAUACGUUUAAAAAACGUGCACUGGAAGCACUCAAACACGUCGAUUUUCAUCGGCCUUCGAAGAAGUCGAAUGCUAUUGCCGACUUGCUCGUUACUACUACAAUUAUUCUUAGUCUAGCUGCAGUUUUUUUGCAAUCUUAUGUAGUCAUCAUUCCCGCUGGAAUUUUUCUUGCGUGGACAGCAAUAACCGCUCAUAAUUAUUUUCAUAUGAGGGAUAAUUUUCGAAUGUAUUAUUUUGAUCUAAGUACAAUGUCGUCGAAAGAAUGGCGAAUAACGCAUGUAAUGAGUCAUCAUACUUAUCCGAAUACUCUCUGGGACUAUGAAAUGUACGUAACAGAACCUUUGUUUCAAUGGCUCCCGGACAAGAGAAAAAGUAUGAUUAAAGGUAUUAUCAGUCAACUUCUGAGCCCCCUGCUUUGGUCAGCAUUAUUCUACGGUCAAUUGAUUAAAAGAUAUUAUUCUGUAAUCUUUGAAUAUGGUAAAUUCGAAUUCCGUGAUGCAGUGCCAUUUUUACUUCCCGUGUUGAUGACUUCGUUGGCACCGAGUGUUCUCUUUGCUUUAAAGUUCUGGUUGUUGAUUAUCAUGUCAAGCAGUUUUGUAUUUUCCUUUAUUGGAUUUAAUGCCGCACAUCAUCAUCCGGACAUUUUCCACGAUGGUGAUACAAGCAGAGACGAUCUUGAUUGGGGUUUGCUGGAAUUAGACGCCGUGAGGGAACGAAAAGUGAUCGAUGACUCCGAUUUCCUUGUAUUGACUAAUUUUGGUUUACAUGGUCUCCACCAUCUAUUGCCAACAGUGGACCAUUCUUAUUUGCCUCUGUGUGUAAAUGCCUUCGAACAAACUUGUAAAGAAUUUGGAGUCUCUACAGAGAAGUGGACACAAUGGGAACUCGUAAAGGGUCAAUUUAAACAGUUACUACGUACUGAGCCGAAAAAGAAUCACAGAUGAAGCAAAGAUAGUUUGCGAUCGAUUUUCAGACAACGGGUGCUCGAGAAUUAAGACGAAUCUUGAAUGUUAGAUUAUUUGUCAUAUUGUGUAAUGAAUUCGUAUAAAAUGUGUCUCUGAUUAGUUUUUAACAUAUCUUUUCAAGUAGUAUAUGAGUAUUGAUAGCAGGAGAAACAAUAUUCAUUGUGUUAUAAUACAAUUUGUACACGUGAUAGUUUUAUUUGUUGUGUGUUUUACAACCUUUUUUUUCAUACAUUUGCAAUAGCGUAGCACACAUAUUACUAUCGCCGAUGCAAAUAUAACAUUGAGAACAUGAUUUA